Messenger RNA from Seminavis robusta, 687 nucleotides. The record is from the annotation of a GenBank genome assembly. NCBI's taxonomy places the organism in Eukaryota, Bacillariophyta, Bacillariophyceae, Naviculales, Naviculaceae.
AUGAACGAAACUUUGGGGAGAUUCCUAUGGAGGCGGCUGGCCGUUAUGGUGAUAGGAAAUUUGUUGCAUGAUGAUGGCAAAGGUCAUUUGUGUACAAGUUGUGGGCCUUCUUGUUUUGAUGCCUACUUCCAGGAUGAUGGUGCUCAUUCAGUGCGAUAUGCACCAUGGAGCAGCAAUAGUGGAUUCUACUAUCUUCGGCACAAUGACAGAACACAAUACUUCCUAAACUCUUUGUUGAUGCAAGGUGAUUUGAUUUUGAAAACAGAUUCUCACCAACAAGCCUUGGUUGCUGUCCUUUCCGAACACGCCAAUCUGUAUGGCCUCCGAGUGAAAGUGCUGAGUCGUGAUGAAGACGAAUUUCCUGGCGGGUAUCAUUUCCAUCAAAAGACCGGCAAGUACAUGAGGGCAUACUUCAAAGGCCACAAUAAACCAUAUCUGAUGCACAUGAGUUGGACCAAGAAUAAGGACAACAAACUUCUUUUCUUCAAACAAAUGGGUGAAUGGUAUCUUAACGAACAAUGUGUCAAUAGAAAACCAGGUGAAAUUGACAUUUCCAAGGGCAGCGACUUUGUCAGUACAUGUUGUUCCAAGACAGCUCUGUUUUCAUGUCAUUAUCGUGACAAGCCGAGCAUUAAAUCAUGCAAGGACAGUCCACCUAUUGAUAAGGGUGGCAAGUCCUUUUGGUAG